Messenger RNA from Mycotypha africana, 593 nucleotides. RefSeq lists its product as uncharacterized. NCBI's taxonomy places the organism in Eukaryota, Fungi, Mucoromycota, Mucoromycetes, Mucorales, Mycotyphaceae. The transcript has 2 exons. The record is from RefSeq and is a predicted model, not a curated record. Bases 283 to 495 code for a protein of 70 amino acids.
CAAGAGUAAAGUGUAGGGUGAAUGAAUGAAGGGCAUUGCCACAGGUGUGUGUAUUCUUGUUUUAACAGAAACAUUACGUUACUGAUAUUGCUUCGUUGAAGUUGACCCAUCCCUAGGUUACGAUCUGAGAAUCAAUGUCCGGUCGAUCCGGAAAUCGCUCAAAAACUCAGUUGCCUUGAUUGAAUGAAGAGUACAAUGUUCUACAACUUGAUUAAUCUUACUUAAAAUUGAUGGCAAUUAUAAGUUUCAUAAAAUAAAAGGGGAAUUUGUUUGUAUACAAUAAUGAAAACGGUAGAAACCCAAUCGAUGGAAGGGCUUAAUGUCAACAAAUAUCGUUUUUCCCUGCAAAAUAUUGUGCGUCGGGAAGUGUCUCCGCUGAAAUCGUACGAUAAAACAUCCAACAGUAAAACUCAACGAAAAUAUUACAAAAAACUUAGGAGAUAUCCUAUAGUUUCUUUGAUCAGAUGGCUAAGACUUCUAUCGCCUGAUUCUUAAACUGAUUUAUCCUAUGAAGAUAACCGGAAGCUUGCGUCAACUUCAUUAACUAAGAAAAGUGAAUGUCGGAAUUUGAAUGAGAGAACAAUGAAAAAAAA